Molecule: messenger RNA, 2750 nt
Organism: Mercenaria mercenaria
Lineage: Eukaryota; Metazoa; Mollusca; Bivalvia; Venerida; Veneridae
Product: 2-amino-3-ketobutyrate coenzyme A ligase, mitochondrial-like
Exons: 13
Coding region: 61-1356 (431 amino acids)
Biological process (GO): L-threonine catabolic process; biosynthetic process
Molecular function (GO): pyridoxal phosphate binding; glycine C-acetyltransferase activity
Source: RefSeq, a predicted model, not a curated record
AAAGGGAAAUGAUAAAGGUGUUCCAACUAAAACGAAAGUAGCCACUGGAGCGUGUCAACCAUGCAACGAAGUUAUUUUCUCCUUCCACGAAUAGUGUCAAAUUAUGGGUGUAAGGUUAGAAGCCCAUGGUUGAGCCAGCACCGUGCCGGUACAGCUUCAGUGGCUGCAGCUACUAAGCAAGAUCUAAGUGAGGAACUCACUGAUAUAAAGAAUGCAGGAACAUUUAAGCAUGAACGUGUGAUUGUGUCCAAACAGGGAGCCAAGAUAGAUGUGGAAGGUAGUUCACAGAAAAUUCUCAACUUCUGUGCCAAUAACUACCUAGGAUUGUCUAGUCAUCCAGCAGUGAUUGAAGCUGGUAUCAAAGCUCUGCAGACACAUGGAGCUGGACUCAGUUCUGUCAGGUUUAUAUGUGGAACGAUGGAUAUCCACAAAGAGUUAGAGGAAAAGCUUGCCAAGUUCCAUGGAAAAGAAGACGCAAUUCUCUACAUCAGUUGUUUCGAUGCAAAUGCUGGAUUGUUUGAGGUACUGUUGUCACAAGACGACGCUGUACUGUCAGACGAGUUGAAUCACGCUUCAAUCAUUGAUGGUAUCAGACUGUGCAAGGCUAAAAGAUACAGAUAUAAACAUAUGGAUAUGAAAGAGUUGGAAAGUCAGUUGCAGGAUGCCAGUUCAUGCAGACGUAGGCUGAUUGCUACCGAUGGGGUGUUCAGUAUGGAUGGGAAUGUAACCCCUCUUGGGGAUAUCUGUGACCUAGCAGAGAAGUACAAGGCCAUGGUGUUUAUAGAUGAAUGUCAUGCAACAGGUUUCUUUGGAGAAACAGGAAGAGGUACAGAGGAAUAUUUCAACCUGGAUAAUAAAGUUGACAUCAUCAACUCGACCCUCGGUAAAGCAGUGGGUGGGGCUGCAGGUGGAUACACUGCUGGUCCUAGAGAGCUAGUCACGUUGCUACGCCAGCGAUCCAGACCAUAUCUUUUCUCCAAUUCUCUUCCACCUCCUGUAGUAGCUUGUGCUAGCAAGGCACUAGACCUUAUCAUGGAACACCCAGACUUACCUCACUUGGUUCUCAGCAACACACAGAGGUUCCGCAACAAGAUGACAGAAGCAGGAUUUGCUCUUACAGGUGAUCCUGAGCACCCAAUCUGUCCAGUAAUGCUUGGAGAUGCUAAACUAGCAAGUGAAUUUGCUGAUCAGAUGCUUGAACGGGGAAUAUAUGUGAUUGGAUUUUCCUACCCAGUUGUGCCUAAAGGGAAAGCUCGAAUCCGAGUGCAGAUAUCUGCAGCCCAUACUGAGGCAGACAUCGACCGUGCUGUAGAUGCCUUUGUCUCCAUUGGACGACAGCUUAAAGUCAUCAACUGAAAGAAGAAUUCUUUAAUGAAUCACUGAUGUACAUUCCUCACAACAUCUUUGAUAGGUGUACUUUUAUCUUUUUAAUUUUAUUUUUCUUGAAGUGACAGAUUUGAAAUGUGUUUUGAGUUAUUUUAUAAAUGAGUUAGAAGCAUGUUCAGUAAGCUAAUCUUACUGUUAUUUUUGUGUAACUGUACAGACAUAUACAUUAACUUAUAUUUUUUGUAAAAGUUACAAUAGAAAGUAUAGAUUACUUGAAACUUUUUUUAGGAAUUUUGAAAAAAUUGUCAUUUACCAUUUAUUUUUGUUACCGUAUAGUUUUAAUUUAGGAGUAGAUUGUAACCACUUUUCUUUAUUCAUUUUUUUCUAUGAAUCUCAGCUUUGUUUUAAAUUAAGGGCAUUUAAUCGUUCUUUUUCAAUGCAGUUGUAUAUCUUUAUGCCCUUAACCUUGAUAUUAUAAUACUUGUUAGAAUCUCAACCCUGUUUUAGAUAAAUGAACACCACUUUGCAAAAAUCAGCAUAAGGGCUUUACGACCAACAUGGAUGGAUAAAGAUCAGCCUGCACAUCCAUGCAAUCAGAUCUGGAUCCGUUUGUUCGCUUAACAGCUGCAUACAAAUGCUGAAACUAAUAAAUGACAAUUAUGGAUGUAUAGAUAAAGGAACAGUAUGGAUAUGCUUAAUUUUUGCUGGCCACAAAGCCAAAACAAAAUGAGCUGCACCAUGAGAAAACCAACAUAAUGCAUUUGCAACCAGCAUGGAUCCAGACCAGCCUGUGCAUCCGAGCAGUCUGGUCAGGAUCCAUGCUGUUUGCUUUCAAAGUUGAAGGGUUGCUGAUAAUCUAUCUGUUAUAUUAAUUUUAGCUUUGUACACGUUUUAUGCAAGAAUAGUGUUAACAUGUGUUUGUUUCUCGUUAUAAAAUCUACAGAAUCCCUCCAGAUAUGUUGGUGCCUGAGCCUGUUACAUGAACUGCUCGCUAGCAUCUUUGAUUAUUUUGAAAUGAAUAGGUCUCAUGAAAACUGAUUAGUAUGAUGUCUAUUGCUGUUAGAAGUUUUGAUAAAAGUUAGAAUUGAAUUCAAAUCAUUAUUCACGAUAAAACAGACCACAGAUUGAAAACUCUAAAAGUUAGAAAUGAAAUAAAUGUAGAUGGGACCAGAUAUUUUAACUCAGAUUAUAUGUUUUCUUUACAUUAUGUUGAUAUAAAGAGGACUUUACUGUUGAAGCAUUGUUUUGAAUACUCAUAAAGAUAUUUUUCUAGCAAUAUUUAUACAUACUUUAGUGAAAAUUUUUGUUUUGAUGAAAAACUUGCAUUUAUUAUUGCAAUAUCUGUUUAAAUAUCAACAUGUUUUAGAUAAGUGGUUAGAAUUUGUCAUUCCUUUUUUUUUUUCAAACAAAUGAAUCUCAUGAAA